Molecule: messenger RNA, 1143 nt
Organism: Suncus etruscus (white-toothed pygmy shrew)
Lineage: Eukaryota; Metazoa; Chordata; Mammalia; Eulipotyphla; Soricidae
Gene: EVI2A
Product: ecotropic viral integration site 2A
Exons: 2
Coding region: 225-935 (236 amino acids)
Cellular component (GO): membrane
Source: RefSeq, a predicted model, not a curated record
AGUUGCAGCAAAAAAGGAAAUGUGUCAUCUGUGGUUUGGUUUUAAAAGUGGAAAGCUAGCUGUACAGAUCCUUUUCAACUGCAGAUUUACUUUAAGAUUCACAUUCUCCAAGUCUAUUCUGCUUUAAGUUACUUGGAAGCCAUACUUCAAGACAAGAAAAGAAGUGGCCUUUAAAAAUCAGGUUAUAAUCAGAUUUUGACCAAGCACUCUGUAAGAUUACCAGUAUGCUCUCAGACAUGGGCCACACAGGACAUUACCUGCACCUUGCCUUUCUGAUGGCAACAGUUUUUUCUUUGUCUUCUGUAACAAAGGCAAACUAUACCCAUCUGCUGGCUAACAAUACUACUGUUUCGGAUCCAGAUGUUCAAACUAAGACAGGCAAAAACCAAAAUGAAAACACUAAUAAAAGCCCUGCAUCACCUAAAAUGCAUAAAAAUGGUAAUUCUACAAAUAUGCCUGAAAUAGCAACAUCACCUCACACCAUACCUUUAAUUCCUAAAUCUAAGCUACAGCAUUUUACAACUUCUGAUAUCUGGAAUAGUUUUCCAACAAUACAGAGCAUCAAAAACACAAGCAAAAAUCACAGUGAAAUUUUAAAAAAAGAGGUCUGCGAGGAAAACAGCUACAAAAUGGCUAUGCUAAUUUGCUUAAUUGUAAUUGCAGUACUUUUUCUUAUUUGUACUAUUCUAUUUCUAUCAACUGUGCUUCUGGCAAACAAAGUCUCAUCUCUCAAACGAGCAAAACAAGUAGGCAAGCGUCAGACGAGAAGCAAUGGUGAUUUUCUGGCAAGCAGUGGUCUAUGGCCCGCUGAAUCAGACACUUGGAAAAGAGCAAAACAGCUCACAGGGCCCAAUCUGAUGAUGCAAUCAGCUGGAGUGCUCACAAUGACAAGGGAAAGAAAAGAUGGAGAUGGAACUGAAAAAUUCACUAACUAACAGAUACCCUAGAGAGAAAAAUUCAAAUCGGCAAUGAGAAAAUUUAUGGACUAAAAAUGAAGCAGUCUGAUAUUUAAUACAGAGAGAUGGAUGGGUCUGAUGGUUUUAACAUUUGAUAAGACAAAGGCUACGGAAAUAGCUCAAACGGCUCAAAGACGUAGUUCUCCAAAGCACUACGCAAAGAAACCCCAGAAUACUGACAUGGGUG